GAGCAUCCCUUCUCUCUCUCCUUCUUUAUUUGGGUUUUUGCCAUUUCCUGCAUAUCUCUUUCUCUUCUGCCAAUCAUCGAUCCUCUCCUCACCAUCUCCUUCCCUUCCUUCCUUCCUUCCCAUCAAUAUCAGUCGGUCGAUUCCUUUUCCUGGUUUUCUUUUCCCUUUCUUUCUUUACCCUCUCUCUCUCUCUCUUUGCUCUGCACUGUGCUGCUCUGCCUUGCUUGAUUUGGCAUAGGAUUUCAUUUUGCUUUUGGGUGAUUUUCCUUGUCAAACCCUUUUUCUGGGGUUAUUGGCUUUUAUGGUAAAAAUUUCCAAAAUCGCUCAUCCACAACCAACCUUUGACCUCCAAACCCAGCCAGCCACACUGCCCAGAUAAGGGAAAAAGAAAAAGCCCACCUUCCUCCUCUCCUCUCCCUCCUUUCUCCCUCCUGGUGGUGAAAUUGGGAAGCCCAAAAGCACCAAAAUUUUCCAAAUUAAUCCCUCUCCCCCACUUCGCUUCUUCUCAACUAAGAAUCCAUAACCCUUUACUCAUAUUCCUUUCUUGGGCUACCAGAUUCCAUUUCAGUCUUCCCAAGUUCCCCUCAACCGCUUCCUGCUAGUCCUGGAGCUGGGUUUUCUGUUCUUGAAUCUGGUUUGUUUUUCUGUGUUGGUUUUUCUGCUCCCCUAGCUACUACCUAAAUUACUCGAAAAUCACAACCACCAGCAGCAGCAGCGACACUGUUUGGGUGUGUAGGGGAAGGGAGUUUGUCUCUUUCUUUGGGGGCUGGGGGUCGGUUUUGGGUUUCCGAUCUGAAGAAAGAAAACCGGACAUUGAAGUCUGGGAAGGAGCAGCAGCAGCAGCAGCUGAGAGAAACCAGAAGAAGAGAGAAAGAGGCGGCAAGAUGGUGCGGGGGAAGACGCAGAUGAGGAGGAUAGAGAACGCGACGAGCAGGCAGGUGACCUUCUCCAAGCGCAGGAAUGGGCUGCUGAAGAAGGCGUUCGAGCUGUCUGUGCUUUGCGAUGCCGAGGUUGCCCUCCUCGUCUUCUCACCUCGCGGCAAGCUCUACGAAUUCGCCAGCGCCAGCAUGCAGGGCACAGUUGAACGUUACAGGAAGCAUGUGAAAGACAGUCCAAAACCCAGACCGCCACCCGAGCAAAACAUGCAGUUGAAGGAGGAAGCAGCAAACAUGAUGAAAAAGAUACAGGUUCUUGAAGCCUCCAAAAGGAGGAUGAUGGGAGAAGAUCUAGGAUCAUGCACUAUGGAAGACCUACAGCAGAUUGAGCAACAGUUGGAGAAGAGUGUCGGUGUCGUUCGGGCCAGAAAGAAUCAAGUCUUCAGGGAUCAAGUUGAGAAGCUGAAAGAAAAGGAGAGAGUGUUGUUGGCCGAGAAUGAGAAGCUGUGCCAAAAGGUCAGCACUGCUUCACAAUAUGACUCCUAUACUAUUAUGCUGUGGCAUGAAUUUGCUAACGUGAUGACUAACCAAACUAAAUGGUUGCCCUAAACUUUGAACUUGGGAUGUUUUGGAAGGUUUUGAUGUUCUCAAAGUGAUUAGAAUUGGGUAUUAUAUGUAAAGAAUGAUGUCUGGUUUUGCAGUGUGGAACGGACUCAUCAAUGCAUGAAGAGCAAGAGAAGCAGCAGCAGCAGCAGCAGAAAGAGAAGGAGAAGGAGAAGGAACAGCAGAAUGAAAAUUCAGGGUAUGAUGAAGGCAGUCCAGUUUCAGAUGUGGAGACUGAACUCUUCAUUGGACUUCCAACCAAGCGCUUGCUUCCUAGGAAUUAGUAGCUAGCAUUCCAUUGAUUGGCCUUUGCAAGCUGCAGCUGGGUACUAUUACUUCAUUUCCACAUUCGCCCUCCUGAUCCCACUUGGAUGGAAGUUAUGUUCAUGUUUAGACGCCUCAACUGUUCUAUCGUAUUCAUUUUCUUCUUAUGCUAUAUAGAGAGAGAGAGAGAGAGAGAGCUGUGACAUAUCAAUAAUGUGGUGAUGAGUGCCAACAUGAACUGUAUUUCAUUGGGUUGGCAUCUCAUCCGAUCCUAGCUUUAUCCCCCCUAGCGAUCCUUGUAAAACCAUGACAAUACUUUGUUCCCACAAAUCUGAAGUAAUGUGUUGUUGGCGACUAUCCAUAUUUAGAUUUGUACAUGUCCACCACAGUAGUAGGCAAUGGAGGGAAGUCAAAAGUACCUUGAUUUGCAUUUUGGCAAUUGUACUGGUAGUUGUAUUAGUGCAAUGGUAUUAGUGUACAGGUGCAAUGGUAGAUGUAUCAGUG
Molecule: messenger RNA, 2246 nt
Organism: Linum tenue
Lineage: Eukaryota; Viridiplantae; Streptophyta; Magnoliopsida; Malpighiales; Linaceae
Source: the annotation of a GenBank genome assembly